This is a messenger RNA of Seminavis robusta, 1524 nucleotides long. The record is from the annotation of a GenBank genome assembly. Lineage: Eukaryota; Bacillariophyta; Bacillariophyceae; Naviculales; Naviculaceae.
AUGACCCAUCCUUCGAUGCACCGCCCUCUGUGGCUCAUUCUGGCGAGCCUCUCCUCCAUUGCCACAGCCUUUGUGCUUCCAUCACCCCCAUUGGCAACCACCACCAGCAGUACUAGCAGUAGUAGUAGUUGCCUCUGGUCCACUCCUCCAGGACCCAGCAGUGGUGGCAGUCUUGGUGGCGGCAGUAGUAGUAGUAGUGAUGAACUGAGCGAUGAUGACAUUAGUCGCUUGAUUGGCAAACGCAGUCAAAUCAAACGCAAAAAGAAGGAAACCAUGGAAGAACAAGAACAAUCCAUUCUGGAAGAUUUGGAUCUCGAUGACAUUGACAUGGACAACCUUCCCGAAUUCAAAACCAGUCGACCCGUGCGAAAAUCUAAACAACAAUUGGAAGAAGAAGCCGCGGCGGCCGAUGCCGCCAAACGACGGGAAGAAGGAGAAGAACCCAUUCUCAGUUUCGAUUUUGCCGCCGAUUAUGCCGAUGAAAACGAUUUUCACGUUCCCAAUCGAUUGGGAUUCUCCACGGCCGGAUGGGGCGACGUAUCCAAGGGGUAUGUGGUAGAAGGCAAACUAUCCAAACGCAUGGUCAAAGCGGGACGCUACGACAAGACCACUUGUACCAAUGUGUACACCCAACUCCUGGCGGGCGGCUUGGUCGUGGUCGAAACCAGUAGUACCUACGGAAAAAAGAGUGGUGUGCUGGCACAGGAUAUUCUCGCAUCGGCCAUGAAAGCGUACAAAGUCGAUGGAGCACAACCUUCCAUUGUGGAAUCCUUGCCUGGUGGGUUGUUGCCACCCCGCCCCAGUGCCAUGGCGUCCACGGCCGAAGCAUCCUGCGAACGACUCAAAAUCGAUGCCGUUGAUAUUGUCCAGGCAACCAAACGGAUUCCUCUCUUGUCACCCAUCUUGGUCAAAGGAUUGCAACAAGUCGUUGACGCGGGAAGUUGCAAUUACGUCGGAGUCGUGGGCAUUCUACAACGCAGUAGUUUGAGACGGUUUGCCGAUGCCAUGGAAGCACAAGGCAGUUCUCUUACAUCCAAUGCCUUUGAAUUCAGUUUGACCAAUCUCAAGAAUGAAGCCAUGAUCGAUCAUUGCAAGGAAAUUGGUGUCAUUCCAUUCAUUCUCAAUCCUCUCGAUGGCGGAUUGGCAUCGGGAGUUUACACGGCCACCAAUCCCAGUGGAGGCGAAGUGGGAAAUGCUCGAUUCAAGUUUGAACGAUUGGAAAAACUAUCAGCCUUGCACAGUAUGCAAGAAACGGUGGCCGAACGAGCACGAACACGAGUGGCACGAGAACAACGGGAUACCAAGGAUCGAUACCGAUCUCGCUAUGGAAAUCCGCCAAAGGUUAACACAGACAUUACCACCACACAGGUUGCCAUUAACUAUGUGGUAGCCAAAGGAGGGGUACCAUUACCUGAAAUCAACACUUCGAAACAAGCAGAGGAGUUGCUGGGAUGUCUGGGUUGGAGCCUGACAGAGGAAGAGGUGGAUAUGCUAGACAGUGCUGCAGCUUUGUGUAAUUUAUAG